Molecule: messenger RNA, 5011 nt
Organism: Lepisosteus oculatus (spotted gar)
Lineage: Eukaryota; Metazoa; Chordata; Actinopteri; Semionotiformes; Lepisosteidae
Gene: tdrkh
Product: tudor and KH domain containing
Biological process (GO): piRNA processing; P granule organization; spermatogenesis
Cellular component (GO): P granule
Molecular function (GO): RNA binding
Source: RefSeq, a predicted model, not a curated record
GCUGCGGUUCUGAGGUCCUAAGCCUUUGCAAGGUUAUUCACUUUGAUGCUCCAGCUUUGCAGUUGGUUAAUGACACUUAAAAAGUCAGGUGUGCCAAAGAAGGACUUCACAGGAAACGGCAGUGGUUGUGGUGUCUCCCUGGCGUGGUGAGGGCCAUGGCGGUGGCAGGCGAAGCCUCCUGGAACGGCCAGUCCCUGGGGAAGAAAUUGACUUUGGCCCUGGGGCUCCCCGUUGGGGCUGCCAUCGGUUACCUUCUCUACCGGCGGUACAGGAACAGCCAAGGAAUGAAGUGCAGUGGAGAAGGAAGCACCAGAGCCACAGUGACCAUUCCGGUGGAGGCAUACAAAGCCAUUGCCAGCCGCAAGAGCUGCUUCCUCAAUCUGCUGUGCCAGGAGUCGGGGGCUCAGGUGGAGGUGGACACGGAGAUGGCAGGGAAUGCUGAGAGGACCUUCCUGAUAUCAGGCUCUGCUGAGCAGGUGUGCAGAGCCAGGGUUGCCAUCGCACAGCUCGUGACUGACUGCGAGGCCAUCACAGACAUCAUUGAGGUGCCUCAGACUGCCUUUGGACGAAUCAUAGGACGUGGGGGGGAGUCCAUUAAAGCUCUGUGCCGGAAUUCAGGGGCCCGAAUAAAUUGCCCCAAAGAGAAGGGAGGACGUCGCCUGGGGGAGAAGGGCUCAAUUAUCAUCACCGGGACCAGGAAGGAGGUGGAGAUGGCAAAGGAGCUGAUUAUGGAGAAGGUGUUGGAGAAUGAGGUGAUCCGCAAGAGAAUUGCCAGUGCCUCUGCCCAGCGGCAGCACAGGAAGCAGCCGGUGGGACUGAAGCAGCAGGAGGAGGGCUGUAGCAGCUGGCAAGGGCUGCCCUCCAAGGGGGAUAAGGGCGGUGAUCGAGUCGGGGUUCCCCAGGCUAAUGGGACCCUGGCGGCUGCUCAAGUGUGCCAGACCGAUGCCAAGAAAGAACAGGCCAACACCAACGCAGGUCUCGAGCUGGUGAAAGAGCCACCCCAGCAGAUCUCCAAAUUUGAAAUUCCCAGUCCAGACCUGAGCUUCCAGCCGGAUGAGCACCUGGAGGUGUACGUGUCAGCCAACGAGAAUCCCCAGCACUUCUGGAUCCAGAUCCUGGGAGUGCGCUCGCUGCACCUGGACCAGCUGACCAGCGAGAUGAGCCACUACUACAAUAAUGGAACUCAGGAUGAGAAGAUCCGGAGCGUGGUGGUGGGUGACAUUGUGGCUGCCCCAUACAGACAACAUGGGACUUGGCACAGAGCGAGAGUCCUGGGCUUCCUGGGGAAUGGGCUGGUGGAUGUGUACUACGUGGACUAUGGGGACAAUGGGGAGAUCUCUCCUGACUGGCUCCGGAACCUCAGGAGUGAUUUCCUGAGCCUGCCUUUUCAAGCCAUAGAGUGCAGUCUUGCAGGGGUGUGCCCAGCAGGGGAGACGUGGACAGAGGAAGCGCUGGAGGAGUUUGACCGCCUGACCUACUGCGCACAGUGGAAACCUCUCCUGGCCAAACUGUGCAGCUAUUCCAUGACGGGAACGUCCACCUGGCCCAAAGUCCAGCUGUAUGACUACAGUAACGGAAAGGCGCUGGACCUGGGCGAGGAGCUGAUCCGGCUGGGUCAUGCCAUGCGCUGCCGGGACACGGGGGCCAGUGAGGAGGGGGUCCCCCUGGAGAAGGGGGAGAACAUGUCUCUGCAGAAGGUGCUGGACGAUGUGACAGGAGCUGCCUCUGAGUUGAGCUUGUCCUGUCUCAGUCUGUCAGUUGCUCCAGGUCAACACUGGGCCACACAGACUCUAAGUAUGAAGCCGAAUGGGUUUUCCUCCAGUCCGAUCGUCCAGCCAGAGGCCAUGCGCAGCGAUGUGGAGAUCACCUCUCCCAUCCUCCUGAGCUCUUUCAUUGGACGGCUGGAAUCCACGCCUUCUCGUGAGGGCAUUAGCAAGUCGAGGGAAUUCCUUUCCCCUAGUCCUGUGCAUCCUGGGACCAGUCCAGGUCUGUUAAAAAGGCAGCCAGCCACUCCUCAGUCCCCUGCUCUGCUAAAGAACAGGAAGCCAAGGCAUCCACUUCCCCUGACUUCCAACACUCUUGAAGUCAAAGACUCUCCUUCUGGAACAUACAAAACCUUCGACCUUCCAGAUCAACAGUCCAACGUGCCAAUGUCCCCCUCCUCCGCUGUGGAGACUGUGACCUCCAUUCUGCAUUCCGUCGUACUGUCUGAUGAAGUCUUUGAACACAGCAGUGUCAGUGCGGUAUCUGACUUGGACACUUCAGCUAGUACCUCUCUAGGCCCUGACAGCAGCUUGUACUCCCCCCGAGGAUGUCCCUUCUUCAUGUCGGCUUCUGAGGAUUCCUCCCUCUCCUCCAGUGAGACCUCGGCCUCUCUCGGGGACUCGGAGCAGAGUGUGACCAGCACCCACUCUUCCAGUGGCUUGAACCCAGGCAGUUACCUUGUGGAGAGUGUGGUAAAAGAGGAUGACGUAGAGGAUGUUGAAAUCCCGAGAAGAGCAGGAGAAAACCAGGAGAUCUUGGGCUCCUUCCUAUUUCUCGAGCAAAAGGUUACAGUAUCACCCUUGCCGAAAGCUACCGUCUCUGGUCUCAGCCACACCAUCCUGGAAAAACAAGAGGUUUCUCAUCCAGAAGGGGCUUUUUCCGGCUGUAUGGAAACUAAUUCUUCUUUCUGCUUUCCCAUUGAGAAGGUAGUUGAACCAAAGUAUUGUGGAAUAGAAGUGCAAAUUGAGGAGAAGGCCAUUGCUGGUGAACAGGUCCUCUCUUGUUUUCCUGUUAAGACCUUCACCAUUCCAAAAGGUGAUGGUAAAGGAUUAAGGGAUCCAAAUCUGAAUGGUACAGGGGAUAUUUCUGUAAGUUUGGAAAUUGCAACAGCCCUUUGUAAUGAAAGUUUGGAGGUUGCCAAGGUCGGAAUUGAAGAGAAAGAUCAUUUAUCAAGCAAGGGGGUGUCUUGCACUGAAGAACAGACUGCCUUCAGAGCAUGUCAUCAGGAGUCACGUGAAGAAGUGAAGGAUAAUGAGGGGGUCAUAUCUGCUUUAAAUCUGACGGACAUUGACUGUGGGACAAAAGUGAAGAAAACUGAUGUUGAGAAGUCAUCUGCUGCCUUUCAUAGGAAUGAGGAAUGUAAUGUACCAGAACUGAUGGCGAAAGUCCCUGGUCCUUCCUCUUACCUAAGGAAUGAUCUAUCUUCUAAGCUAAGUACUGUGCUAAAUCUUAACACUGGAGUUUCUCGAAGACUGGAUGUAUAUGACCCUACAGACGGUGAGGAAGGUGAUUUUGACAUUUCAGGAGAUGUCAAGAGAGAUAUACCUGUAGCAGCUGAAGAUAUCAACAGGGACAUUGAAGAGGAAGAUCUCAGGAGUACAGGAGGAGGUGAUUUCGAGGAGGCAGUGGAGUUUAGAUCAAGCUUUCCUGAUUUAAGGGCAGGUUGUGAAGAACUUGCGCUUGACAAUCCUGAAGCUGCUGGUGAAUUUGGUGAAGGUUUGGAUUGUGGACCAGUUGAGCUUCCUUUUGAGAUUAAAGCCCAGCCUUCUGAGGUCCUCCUCCAGGAGAUGGAGGCCCAGAUUGCCCUUGAUGUAACACUUUCAUUCCAUGGAGUCAAUGUGGGUGCCUCAGAAAUCGCCUCCAUUUCCGGGAGUGGGGAUGAUAUCAUUGAAGAUGAAUCAAUCUGAAACCAAAGACCAAAGUGUGUCGGGGAUUCACACGGCGCCCCCUGCUGACAACAAAUGAAGUUUUGCAGUCUGACUGAACCUUGACCCCAGCGUGCUUGUGCCACAGCCAUGGCAGAAGAGCAGAACCAAGUGCACCUGAGGCUCGGUGCUCUCCGUCUUUUUCUUUUUGGACUUUCAGACAAUCGUGAGAAGUGUUCCCUCGUUUGCCUGUGGAACCUCCUGUGUCAGCCCCCUGUCCUUCAGCUCUGGAGCUGUGUAAGGCCAGUCCCUGGGGCUACAGUGCAAGGUUUCAAUACUGCCAUCCCUCACUGUGAAGCAGGAACCUCUUGAGAGACAGUCACAGGCAAAGAGUGUGUUCGUUUUGUUUACUGUGCACAAUGGGAAGGGUGUGCCUCUGUGUGUGCUUUACUCUAAAGACACAUGGAAGUCGUAAUGGAGCGACUCCACUUUUCUUCAUUUCAGAACAGAUUGUUACAGUAUUCCAUCCUGUUGUAUUGGUCUUCACUGUGUGAAAAAUAUGAGCUGCUGUACAUGCAAGUCUUUAGUUUUAUGGUUCUAAUUAUCCCAGUGCUGUGUUUUUGGCGGUGGGGAUUUUUUUGAUGCGUUUUGUUUCUCUCAUUUUGGAAUGUUUGAAUAUAUACGUACUGUAGGCAGACUUGCUGCCUCAUCCGUCUGUUUCCAAGAUUGGCGUUCCAGGGCUCAGCUCUGGGUACCUCUGUCUCUUCUGGUACACACUCCAUUCUUGUUUCCUUAGAGACCCUUGCGGUUGUUUUGUUGCAGUGAUAUUAGUAACACAUGAAUAUUUGAGAAUUGCAGGAAAGGUCUCGCUAAGGAAAAAUGCACCACUGUGUACAUGAGUCGCAGUGUUUAUGGUUUGAAUUAUCUGUGUGCUGGUUUGGCACUGGAGAUGUUUUUUUUUUCUUGUUCUUUUCCUCUUGUUUGAAAUGUUUAAAUAUAAUUAUAUACAGUACAUUGUGUGAGAAAGUAAUUGGGAUUUUCUUACAUGUUUGCUCCAUGUUUUUAUUUAUGUUGCUCAGAAAAUACCAUAGAAAACACUUAUUUUCGGGAAACUUAAUUUAUAAUUGUUACCAUGUGAAUAGUCUGUUACAUCUAAAUCUAUUAUACCUCUGUUAAUUAAUUCUUGGGGUUUGGAUUUAUUAUAAAAUGUGUCUCAAAUCCUCAUGUUGGGAGAGAUGCAUCUCUUGAAUUGUCUGAAAAAUUGAUAAUUUAAUGCUUAAUGCAACAGUUGUUGUAAAUGGUGAACAGAUUUUAAACUGCUAGGUACAAGCAUAUUUGGCAGAACUUAACAUUAAAAUGGAGAACUUUGUUUUAGAGUAUAA